Drosophila willistoni is the source of this 1723-nucleotide messenger RNA. RefSeq names its product pyruvate kinase. NCBI's taxonomy places the organism in Eukaryota, Metazoa, Arthropoda, Insecta, Diptera, Drosophilidae. Gene Ontology annotation, molecular function: potassium ion binding; pyruvate kinase activity; magnesium ion binding. Bases 43 to 1716 code for a protein of 557 amino acids. The transcript is spliced from 2 exons. Gene Ontology annotation, cellular component: cytoplasm. The record is from RefSeq and is a predicted model, not a curated record. Gene Ontology annotation, biological process: glycolytic process.
UAAAUUUAACAAAAUCGUAAAGUGUUAAUUAUAAAAUUCAAAAUGUCUUUCUCAGCUAAAGAUAAUCUUAAAGAGGGAUCGACACAAUUGGCUCACAUUUGCGAAUUAGACGCUCAAAGUCAAGCUUCUCAUCGGCGUCUAGUAACAAUUAUUGCAACUAUAUCUCGAACCUCACGUAACCUGGAAACUAUUUACAAUAUGCUACUAAAAGGCGUUAAUGUAUUUCGUUUAAAUUUCUCUCAUGAAUCGCAUGAGCUCCAUACCAAAACAAUUGAAUUGGUAAACGACGCACUUGAGCGUAUUAAAAAGGAAACCGGUCAAACAGUUACGGUCGCAUUUGCUGUAGACACACGAGGCCCGCAAAUAAGAACUGGACUAUUAGAAGGUGGCAAUGAAAUAUUAAUGCGAAAUGGGGAUAAUAUACGGCUUUCAAUUAAUCGUGAUCUAUACGACAAAGGCAACAAAGAUGCUAUCUACGUUGACUAUCCAAACAUAAUCAAUCUUACAAAGCCGGGUGACCGCGUUUUUAUAGAUGAUGGUAAGCUUUUUUUAAUAAUCCUAGAGGUUGGAGUGGAUGGCCUUGUAUGCGAAGUGUUACAAGGAGGAUCUUUGGGCAAUAACUGUAACGUAAUAUUACCUGAGGUUGAAGUGGAUCUACCGGCCGUGUCAGAAAAAGAUAUGUAUGACAUACAGUUUAGCUUACAGGCUAACGUGGACUUUUUAUUUGCUUCUGCUGUUCGAAGCGCUAAAAAUAUAAAGGAGUUACGCUCCGUAUUGGGAGACAAGGGAAAACAUAUUAAGAUUAUAGCUAAAGUUGAUAGCAAAAUUGCUUUAAGUCGGGUGUCAGAAAUAAUGCGUUCAGCGGAUGGUUUGCUUUUGUCAAGAGCUGAUUUGGGAACCCAAAUUCCUGUGGAAAAACUUUUUAUUACCCAAAAGACAGUUUUAAGUCAGUGUAAUAAAGCUGGAAAGCCGGUUAUUGUUGCUUCUCACAUACUUGAAACUAUGCGAUACAAUCCAUUUCCAACUCGUGCAGAGUGCUUUGAUCUAGCAAAUGCAAUUAUUGAUGGCGCUGAUUGUAUUAUGUUGUCAUCCGAGGUCGCCAUAGGUCUUUAUCCUAAUGAAACAAUAGCAGUCUGUGAUGCACUGUGCCGUGAAGCUGAAAAGGUAGUAUGGUAUCGCGAUCUUUUUGCCGAUUUAAUUCAUGAAACACAUGGUGAACUAGAUGCAGCACAUUCCUUGGCAAUUGCAGCAGUAGAAACUGCAAAGCGUAUCAAUGCAACACUUAUUAUUGUGCUUACCACAUCAGGACGAUCAGCGGCUCUAAUAAGCAAAUUUCGCCCUCGGUGUCCAGUAUUAGCGGUAACACGUUGCGAAAGGGCCGCUAGAUGGGUAUACCUACACCGUGGCAUCUUGCCAGUGUUAUAUACCUCCGAGCCGAUUGAUGAUUAUGUCAGUGAUGUUGAUGCUCGCGUAAAGUUUGCAUUGACUAGUGCAAAAAAGAGUGGGUUGAUAAAUGAUGGAGAUCCCAUUGUAAUCGUCAGUGCCUGGAAGGACGGAGGUGGCUUUACCAAUAAUGUCCGUGUGGUGUAUUCAUUUUUUGAAGCGGACCGUGUAGAUUGUCUUUUUCGAGCUGACCGCAGAGUUUCUCGAAAGAACACUACUUUGCAAAUCCCCAAAAUACUUAAAGAACAAGAAAAAAAAGGAGUACAUAUUUAAAAUUAAU